AUGUUCGACGCCGAGCGCGCCGCCGCCAGCCAGCGGCGCGCCGAGCUCUCCUCCAUGUGCCGCACGCUGCGCGCUGCCGACGCCGAGGCGCGGCUGACCCAGAUCCCCGCGGUGAUGAAGGCCUUCCAAAAGGAGGUCGAGCGGCUGACGCAGCGGGCGGUCGCCGCGGAGGACGCCUGCGAGCGGGCCGCCGCCGCCACCGCCACCAGCCCGCCGCCGCUCAGCGAGGCGGCGCUCCGGCAGCACGCCGAGCUCGAGGCGGCGACGGCGCGGGCGGCGGCGGCGCAGCAGGAGGCGGCGGCGGCGCAGCAGGAGGCGGCGGCGGCGCAGCAGGAGGCGGCGGCGGCGCGCGAGGAGGCGGCGGCGGCGCAGCAGGAGGCGGCGGCGGCGCGCGAGGAGGCGGCGGCGGCGCAGCGGUCCCUCGCCGCCGCGGCGGCCGAGGCCUCCUCCUCGCGCGGCCGGCUCGAGUCGGAGCUGGACGCGGAGCGGCGGGGCCGGCGCGAGGAGGUCGCACUGCUCAAGGAGGCGGCGGCCGAGGCGGCGGCCGAGGCGGUGGGCUCGCUCGAGGCGGAGUCCGAGGCGGCGCUCGCAAAGGCGCUCGCCGCCGCCGCCGCCGAGCACGCCUCCGCCCUGCAGCGGGCGGACGCCAGAGCAGAGGCGCGCGCCGCCGUCGACGCCGGCCGGCUAAAGGAGCUUCAGGCGCAGCUCGAGGCGGCGGCCGAGGCGGCGGCGGCGGAGCGGGCCGCCGCGGGCGCCGCCGCGGGCCGCGAGCGCGAGAUGCGGCUGCGCGCCGAGGCGCUCACCGCCGAGCGAGUGACGCAGGCGCAAGAGGCGUCGCUCGCCAAGGAGUCGGUCGGCGCGGCGGAGGAGAGGCGGGCGGAGGCGGAGGCGGCGACGGCGGCGGCGGAGGCGGAGGCGGCGGCGGCGGCGGCGGAGCGGGGCGAGGCGGAGGCGGAGGCCCAGCGCCUGCGCGAGCAGCUCGCCGCGGCGCAGGCCGAGCUCGAGUCGGCGAGCGCAGCGGCGGCGGACGCCGACGGGGCGCGCGCCGCGGCGGCCGGCGAGGCAGCAGCGGCGGCGGCGGCGCAGCGCGGCGCCGAGGGGCGGGCGCAGGCGGCGCUGGACGAGCUCGCCCGCUACAAGGGCAUGGCCGCCAUGGCGCUGCGCUCCAAGGAUGACGAGGCGGCGGCCGCCGCCGCGCGUGCGACGGCCCUCGAGGAGGAGUGCGCGCAGCUGCGGGCGGCGGCCGAGGCGGCGGCGGCGGAGCGGGGCGAGGCGGCGGCGAGGUCGGCGGCGGAGCAGUCGGCGGCGGCGGCGGCGGCGGCGGGCGAAGCCGCGGUGGCGGAGCGGGCGGCGGCCGACGGGCGGCUCGCCGAGGCGGUGAAGCCGCUGGAGGAGGAGAGGGGGGCGCUGCAGGCGCGCGUGGCGGCGCUCGAGGCGGAGCUGAGGAGAGCGCGGUCGUCGCCCGCCGCCGCCGCCGCCGCCGCCGCCGCCGCCGCCGCCGCCGUCACGCCCGAGGCGACUCCGACGCGGCCAGUGCAACGGGGCCGCCCCGGCAGCGGCGGCGGCGCGGCGGCGGCGCCGUCGCCGCCGGACCUCGAGGAGGGCGGCAGCGCGACGCCGCUGCUCGCCAAGGGGGCCAGGGUGGCCGCCAGCGGGCGCGCCACCCCGCGGAAGGUGCUGCUCAUCGUGUACAUGGUGGCGGUCCACCUGGCGCUGCUCGCGUCCCAGGCGUACAAGCUGCACGCGCACGCAUGCCCGCCCUAG
This is a messenger RNA of Emiliania huxleyi CCMP1516, 1764 nucleotides long. RefSeq lists its product as hypothetical. The transcript has a single exon. The record is from RefSeq and is a predicted model, not a curated record. The coding region runs from base 1 to 1764 and encodes 587 amino acids. Lineage: Eukaryota; Haptophyta; Isochrysidales; Noelaerhabdaceae.